Molecule: messenger RNA, 910 nt
Organism: Ornithorhynchus anatinus (platypus)
Lineage: Eukaryota; Metazoa; Chordata; Mammalia; Monotremata; Ornithorhynchidae
Gene: MYL1
Product: myosin light chain 1
Exons: 7
Coding region: 1-573 (190 amino acids)
Cellular component (GO): myosin II complex; contractile muscle fiber
Molecular function (GO): calcium ion binding
Source: RefSeq, a predicted model, not a curated record
AUGGCACCAAAGAAGGACGUUAAGAAGGCUGCUGCCCCAGCCCCAGCCCCGGCCCCGGCCCCGGCCCCAGCUCCACCUCCCAAGCCUAAGGAAGAGAAAAUUGACCUUUCUGCCAUCAAGAUCGAGUUCUCUAAGGAACAGCAGGAAGACUUCAAAGAAGCUUUCCUCCUCUUCGACAGGACUGGGGAAAGCAAAAUCACACUGGGCCAGGUUGGCGAUGUGCUGCGGGCUCUGGGCACCAACCCCACCAAUGCCGAGGUCAAGAAGGUUCUAGGAAACCCCAGCAAUGAAGAGUUGAAUGCCAAGAAAAUCGAGUUUGAACAGUUCCUGCCAAUGAUGCAGGCUAUUUCUAACAACAAGGACCAGGGGAGCUAUGAAGACUUCGUUGAGGGUCUGCGCGUCUUUGACAAGGAAGGCAAUGGGACAGUCAUGGGGGCUGAACUCCGUCACGUCCUGGCUACCCUCGGUGAAAAGAUGAAGGAGGAGGAGGUGGAAACCCUGCUGGCAGGUCAAGAGGAUUCCAAUGGCUGCAUUAACUAUGAAGCUUUUGUCAAACACAUCAUGUCUAACUAAACGGAAAUCUUCAGAGCACAUACCAACUAUUGAAGACAGUGGAAUUGAGAUUUCUGUGACUCAGUGAAACUCCCACACGACAAUCCAGCUCAGUUGGCCAUGACUGGAAGGCCCAAUCCAAGUCAUCCAGGACUCAUCCGAACGCCUUGCCAAAACUUUUUUUUAUAUCCCGGAGUUAUCCUCUGGAUCAUCCAAUGAUGUACUUCACAGAUCACAUGCUUGAUGAGGCAGAGUAGGAGGAGAGUUCUGCUGUACGUGUUAAAUAUAAGAAUCACUAUUUCCCUUUGGAGCAAUCUAUGUCCCCAAAGAACAUCACAAUAAAUCCCUGUGGACAGUC